This is a messenger RNA of Lactuca saligna, 1405 nucleotides long. Lineage: Eukaryota; Viridiplantae; Streptophyta; Magnoliopsida; Asterales; Asteraceae. The record is from the annotation of a GenBank genome assembly.
UAAAAUCAAUAAUUUAUUUUAUCGGUUCCAAAAUAGUUUUAAUGAUUCCAAAGCAUCGACAAACGCAAAGCAAAUACUCCUUCCCGUCGACGUUUCCGUUCCCAUUCCCAUUUCCGUUCAACCAACGAUCAAAUCCAAUUAUUUACCGAUCGUUAACACACUAUCACAGCAGUGAGCAUUGAUUGACAGGAGUCGAGUAGAUGGCAACAACAUCUAAAUGGAGAAGACGACGUGGCGGUGGCGCACAGUCGCUCGAUCGAAAUCUGAGUCGGAGAAUCAGAGGAAUCCUGUCCAGGAGGUUUAUCUUCAGAUCCGUUCUCGUAAUUCUCGCAGUCAUCGCCAUCCUCCCCCCUGUUUAUUUCCACUUCAAACUUCGACGUAUCCAUCAGACACAGUUAAAAAAGUGCAGUUGGUUAAAUAACCCUCCCCUUGUGUGUGCUCAUGGUGGUGAUUCCUCAAAGGCCUUUCCUAAUACAAUGGAUGCUUAUCGUAUUGCUAUUCGUUCUCAAGUAGACUGCAUUGAGAUUGAUGUUUCUCGUUCUGAUGAUGGGGUUUUAUUUGCUCUUCAUGAUAGGCAGGGAUUUGCAGCGAAUUUCUGGGAACACUUCAUCCAUGGUUGGACACCUGAGUGCAAAGGAGAUAAAAGAGUUGGGUGCCACUCAUGUGGCUUCUCAUGACACAACCAUCCCUACAAUGGAAGAUGCACUAAAGUUUAUAUCAAGUUCUGUUGAGAAGGUGGUUGUUGAUGCCAAAGUUGGGCCUCCAUCAUAUGAGAAGGGGCUUGCAGCCGAUAUACUUUCUGUUCUGAAGAGCACACAAUGUAAGAACUGCGUUGUAUGGGCAAAAAGCGACAAUUUAGUUAGAGAUGUAAAUAAACAGUCACAGGAUGUGCCAGUGGGGUACAUUGUUAUGAUGAACUUUUCUUCGGGAACAAGAACAAACUUAUUGAGGAUGAGAGAUGCUCAAGUUGUGGGCAUUUUCCAUGGUCUAGUUGAUGAGGCAGUUGUUAAAAUCCUGCACAGGAGGAAUAAGAAAGUUUAUGCAUGGACUGUUGAUGAUGAAGCAGCAAUGCAUAAAAUGUUAAAUGAAAAUGUUGAUGCCAUAAUCACGAGUCAUCCAACAUUGCUUCAAACUUCCAUGCGCGAUAUAAGAAAAAAAUGCCUUAUUGAUGGUUAUUCUUUGGGAUCAUGAGUAUUAAACUAGAUACUUGCAUAUUACCACUUAGUUGUUAAUAAUCAGGAUAUCUUGAUCGCGUAUUUGUUACUAGUAUUUUUUAGGCAAAGAAAGUGGAGCCUUGUUGUCUUGAUUGAAUUGAUACGAAAUUAAAUUGUUAUUUUUUAUUAUCCAGGUUAGUUACAUUUAAAAGACACGGUAAAUUUUGUCCUGAUAUAAACUUUUAGUAAAC